Molecule: messenger RNA, 3480 nt
Organism: Patiria miniata (bat star)
Lineage: Eukaryota; Metazoa; Echinodermata; Asteroidea; Valvatida; Asterinidae
Gene: otc
Product: ornithine carbamoyltransferase, mitochondrial-like
Exons: 9
Coding region: 60-1181 (373 amino acids)
Biological process (GO): L-citrulline biosynthetic process
Cellular component (GO): mitochondrion
Molecular function (GO): ornithine carbamoyltransferase activity; amino acid binding
Source: RefSeq, a predicted model, not a curated record
AAAAUUAAUAUCAUUAUUUUGUUUCUAUUCACUAAUAUUAAUAAGUGAGGUCUUGCACUAUGUCAGCGGGCGUGUUUUCUCGGAUUGCUUCGUCAGUAGUUCGGAGUGGCAAGCACAAACCGAAGGGUCUUUUUGAUUUUAGCAAACAGCUGGUCGUUUGCAGGGUUUGCAGUGCAGCAUUUCACGGCAAUAUUGCAGGAGUUUCUGACCCGAAGCAGACAUCAUUUGUUGGUCAUAACUUUCUUACUCUGCGAGACUUCAACAAACAUGACAUUGAACAGCUCCUGUGGACAGCAGCUGACCUCAAGGAACGUAUCAAGAACAAUGGAGAGGUUUACCAGCCACUGAUUGGUAAAGCUGCUGCAUUGAUCUUUGAGAAGCGCAGUACUAGGACACGUAUGUCAUCAGAGACAGGUUUUGCAGCGCUUGGCGGUCAUCCAGCUUUCUUGACCCAGAAUGAUAUUCAUCUUGGAGUCAAUGAGUCUUUGUCAGACACAGCCAAAGUUCUUUCAGGUUUUGUUGAUAUCAUCCUUGCCAGAGUAUAUCGCCAUGACGAUCUGAUCACAUUGACUCAACAGGCAUCUGUACCCAUUGUCAAUGGGUUAUCUGAAAUCUAUCAUCCACUGCAGUCAUUAGCUGACAUGCUCACAUUACAGGAGCAUUACGGUUCACUAAGUGGACUAACUCUAGCUUGGGUUGGUGAUGGUAACAACAUCAUUCAUUCCAUCAUGAUGGCAGCACCUAGACUUGGCAUCAACCUCAAGAUUGCUACUCCUAAGGGCUAUGAAAUCUUUCCAGAAGUAAUGGCAGAUACUGUCAAGUUUGCCAAAGAGGCUAACACUGACAUCUUUGUAACCAAUGAUCCUCUGGAAGCUUGUCAAAAUGCUAACAUUGUUGUCACGGAUACUUGGAUAAGUAUGGGUCAAGAAGAAGAGAAAGCUGAGCGACUGAAAGCAUUCAAGGGUUAUCAAGUCACAAAAAAGAUGACUGAUGUUAUGGAUAAAGACUGGACUUUCCUUCACUGCCUGCCUAGGAAACCAGAAGAAGUUGAUGAUGAGGUCUUCUACAGUAAGAACUCACUCAUAUGGCCGGAGGCAGAAAACAGAAAGUGGACUGUUAUGGCAGUUCUGCUAUCCCUUCUGACAGAUCACGUCCACAAGACUUCCAAGCCAAUUUUCUAGGAUCAAGACAGGGUUCAGUUGAAAUGCUUUACUAUAGUAUGUCAUCAUGUCGUGUCCAAAACAUCUUCAUCAUGUAUAGUUUUAUGGAAAGUAGCCAUUUAUAUUGCUUCCUUUUAAAGGGAAAAGGGUAAUGUAUUCCUGCUGUUGGUUUGUUUCAACAUUAGUUUCAGGUUCCAUGAGAUAUAUAACAGUUGAUGAAGACAAAAAUGAUAUUUUCCCCUUGAUCCUUGCUGUUGUGUAUUUGUACAGUUGGUAGAAUGUCCAGGUAUUGAUGACGAUUGGGGAUGGAGUCAGGAAACAGUCUACCAUGGACAAUUAUAAUUGUAGUCUGGUGCUGGCCCAUGAAUAGGUCACAUUUGAUUUGUUAGCUUCAACAGUUAGUAAUGAGAGAUUACACUGUGUAUUGAAGUCACCAGCAUUGUGCGACUGUGCCAGUAUUUCGACUUAAUGAGCGAUACUGUUCAUUCAUUAUCAUUAUAACAAAUUGGUUUCCUUGCAGAAACCCAAACCCACCUGAGAAUGAGGUUUAUUCCCGUCCUCCCCAAGUCUGUGAAGCCUCAUCUGUUCCCCAUCCUCAGUCAAAAUGUUACACGUAUGUACUUUAAAUCAAAUAUUACUUUAAAGCAACUAGGAUAAUAUAUUUUACAGGAAAACUAGUCGAGCAUAUCACUUUCACAAAUUACCAAGUGUACGUGGAGGUAUUAUGUGGUUGCCAAAGUUAACAGAAACUAUGCUUACCUACUGAAAUAUUAGCAGUCAAAUUUUACGUCGUUGAUAUUUUUCCCCAAUUUUACAAAAUGGUUAAAAGAAAUGACUCAUUCGUUAUCUGUAAGAACAAAAUAGUAAUAUGUAAAUAUGAAUAAGGAAUUUGUACACAUCAUACACAUGGAAGACAUUUUUCACCAUUUCUGAAUACCCUUCCAUACCCCUCCUAUUUUUGUUUCCGGUACUACUUUAUGUAUGUUACAUGUUGAAGCAUAUAUUUUAAAAGAAUUCAGUGUUUGUGUUCAGUGUUUUGAUAUUGAUCUAUUAUGUAUAACAUAAUUGUGGUAUUCAUCUGGUGAAGUAAGUCAGUGGUUAGCAAUGCUGAGGUAUAUGUGUAAUGUGCAUACCCCUGCUCAAGACCUAGUCCGAGUAUCACCCGUUAUCCACAGAUCCAAAUCCUGUAUAACGUGGGACAUUUCCUGACAUGCAAAUUUAUGCAAGCCGCACGCCAGCCAAUCGGAGUCGACUUUACUUAAUCGUGACGUCAUUUCAUUCCCAAAUCAGGACUAAAUGGUUUAAUUGGUCAAUUUGAAUGCAUAAUACAACAACCGGCCCCAUAUCGCGUAACAUGGUACAGAGUGCGUGACAUGGUUUUUUUAAUCCAUUGUCUUUGUGACGCGCAACGGGUGAAUGACCGAAGACUCGAUAUAGAAAGCGCCCGCUGAUUGGUCAAAAUCUAGGAGGUCAAGAGGCGGGGUCUUGCCUAAUUAAUCAGCAAAUCUGUUCACGCGAAAUAGACCUGGUUUAGACUACUCAAGACCAGGCAGGUCCAUUUCUCCAGGCUCUCCCUUGAGUAGUGUCACUGUGCAGUUACUCUAACACUUGCUGAACAAAUCAUGUGAAAUAAUUGUUUGUUGAAAUUUUGUUCUGAAGUCAAAAAGUUUACAAAAACCAGUAUGUCACCUGUAUUACCGUCUCCAUAAAUAUUCAGUGUGGCAGAAAUUAUUUUCAUAUUUUUUGAAAGUUGAAAAAGAUUUACUGUGCACUUAAAAACAGAAUUUGGAAAUUGUUUUCACAUAACUGUUAAUCACUGGUUACUUUUCAACAGUUCAGUAUUACUUAAGAUUUGUAAAAUGGGAUAUUUUAACCUGGUUUUUACUUUGCAUUUUGGGGUUUAAAUAAAUACUCGAACAAGGUACUAAAUGAAGAAAAUCAAAAUGACAAACAUAAGGGGAAAUGCCACCUGACAUUGAUGCCAUCAACAUUGUAACUCGAUGCAUACAGCAAUGCAUGGAGCUUAUGCCGAGUUUAGUCUGUCAUUUGCUGUAUUGUUGGAUAUCAAGUUAUUCUCUUGCCAUUGUAAUGACUGUCAAACAUUUUUUUUGCUUUACAUGCAAUAAACUAUAAAUCAAUAACAUAAAAUAAAAUUUUGUUCAUAAUUUAUUUGGACUUAAUAAAAAUAUAAUGUACAAGUAUUAUUAUGCAUUAAAAACUCUCCAACAUGAAGAGGCCCAACAUUUUGUUUUCAGUUAUAAAUAAGUUUCAAAAGGAAGCUACAGAAUUUGAAUAAAAAACAUACUUCUAAAGAUUUUUU